AUGGUGCAGUUCCUGCUAGAUACAGGUUCGGAAGUCAACAUCCUACCCGCUAACGUGUACAAAUCACUGAAACUCAGUGAUAAGACAUUGCAGCCAACGACACUUCGCUUGCAUGGCUACUUUGGUGGCAAGGCCAAACCUCUUGGACAAAAGAAACUGUCAUGUGAAAUGAAGAAUCGUCAGUACUCGUUGGUGUUCCAGAUUCUUGCCAGUGGUCAGCCUGUCAUUGGCAAGACAGCAUGUGAAGCACUUGGUCUGAUACAGCGGGUGUACACCAUGGUGAACCGAGACAACGUGUUUGAAGGCACGGGUUGUCUUGAAGGCCCACCGGUUAACAUAAAGUUAACCGACUCCGCUACUCCAUACUGUGUGACCGCUCCUCGCAGAAUCCCCUUGCCCCUACUUCCCCAGUUGAAGCAAGAACUGGAAAAGAUGGAAACCCAAGGUAUCGUGAAGCGCAUCACUGAGCCGACAGAGUGGUGUGCUCCAAUCGUGAUUGUACCCAAGAAGAACAACCAGAUUCGACUCUGUGUAGAUCUGCGACAACUGAAUAAAGCUGUGCAGAGGGAGCGUUUCACUAUCCCCAGCCUGGAAGAGGUUUUGGGAAAGAUUGUUGGUGCACAAGUGUUCUCCUUACUCGAUGCAAAGCACGGGUUUUGGCAGAUACCCCUUGCUAGUGACAGUCAGAAAUUGACAACCUUCAUAACUCCAUUUGGGCGUUUCUGUUUUACGCGACUCCCUUUCGGCAUCACAUCAGCGCCUGAGUUGUAUCAGCGUAUUAUGUGUGACCUACUCGUCAAUCUGGAUGGUGUAGUUGUCUACAUGGAUGAUAUUCUCAUCACCGGCCGAACACAGGCAGAGCACGAUCAACGUGUGCAUCGUGUAGUCCAAAUCCUACAGAAAGCUGGCUUGCGGCUAAACAAAGAGAAAUCAAAGUUUUCUCAAGAGACGGUUACCUUUCUGGGUCUACAGCUAGACAAGGAUGGUAUACAUGCUGAUCCUUCGAAGAUCACAGCAAUCGUUCAGAUGCCCCCACCAACAUCAAAGGAUGAAGUCAAGAGGCUCAUGGGCAUGGUCAAUUGGUUGUCCCGCUUCAUCCCGAACGCAGCAUCAGUUGCAGCCCCAAUCACUGAUCUCCUGAAAGACAACGUUGACUGGAUGUGGGGAGCACAACAGAAGAUUGCAUUCCGACACCUCAAGACACUCCUCACCAGAUCACCCACAUUGGCCUUCUAUGAUCCCGCUAAACCUACCAUGGUCAGCGCAGAUGCCAGUAGCUAUGGGCUGGGAGGAUGCUUACUACAGCAGCACGAAGAUGAGACAUGGAAGCCAGUCGCUUACUGCUCCCGUACCCUGACUCCUGCUGAGAGAAAGUAUGCCCAAAUCGAGAAAGAGUUGUUGGCCAGCGUAUGGGCAUGCGAGAGAUUUUAUGUCUAUAUCAGAGGACUUCACGUGACCCUACAAACCGACCACAAACCACUGGUGUCUUUGAUCAAUUCAAAGGACCUCUGUGACGCACCACUGAGAUGCCAGCGCUUACUGAUGCGCCUCAUGAAAUUCCACUGUACAGCUGUCUACUCACCAGGCAAGACCCUAGUCGUUGCAGAUACCCUGUCUAGAGCUCCAGUUCAUACAGACCAGACAUCUGAUGACAGUGAUGAUCUCGCAGCAGAAAUUGCAGCACACGUGAGCAUGGUAACAAGCCAGUGGCCAGCCUCGGAUGCCAAACUUGCAGAAAUCACAGAUGAGACAGUGCAAGACAGCGUAUUGUCCCUAGUAUCGUCGUACGUGAAAGACGGCUGGCCGAAGUACAUCAAGGACGUAGAUCCUGAUGUCAAGCGAUACUGGGAGGAACAAGAUAAGAUAAGCCAGAUCAACGGCAUACUGACAUAUGGGGACCGCAUCAUCAUCCCACAGAAGAUGCAGCAGGAAAUGCUGGAGAAACUCCAUGAGGGUCACCAUGGGGUCACCAAGAGCCGACUCCGUGCAAAUCAAGCCAUAUGGUGGCCUGGAAUCGGUACUGACAUCGCGCAGCACAUUCAACAAUGCGAGUUUUGUAGAGAAAAGCAACCAGCACAGAAGGCGGAACCCCUGAUGUCAACACCUUUACCCCAACGAGCAUGGCAACGAAUCGCGUGCGAUCUUGCAGAGCUGAAAGGGAAGGUGUACUUAGUGAUCGUUGACUACUACUCGAGGUGGAUCAAGAUUCAUCACCUUGUGAAGACAACAGCCUUAGCAGUCAUCAACUUCAUGAAAACUACCUUUGCACGAUAUGGGAUCCCUGAAGUUGUUGUAUCAGAUAACGGCCCACAAUUCCUGGGAGAGUUUCAACAGUUUGCUAGAGAGUUUGGCUUCAACCACAUUACCACCAGUCCACACUAUCCCCAAGCAAAUGGGCAGGCCGAAAAAGCUGUCCAUGUGGCCAAGAGUAUCCUGCGUCAACCAGAUCCCAUACGAGCUCUCAUGACAUACCGCGCGACCCCACUUCCAAGUCUUGGUGUCAGUCCGGCAAGUCUGAUGAUGGGCCGAGAGUUACGCACUACCCUACCAAUGUUGCCCAAGAAUCUCCUUCAGAAACCAAUCAACCAGACAAAGUUGAAACAAGCAGACGCUGCAUCCAAGUCCAAGGGAGAAGUCUACUUCAACCAGAAACAUGGCGCCAAGGCAUUGGAUCAACUGGAAACAGGAGCCCGGGUGAAGAUCAGAACAAAGGGCAAACUUGGUCCAAUCGGAGAGGUCCUCUGUAAAGCAGACACACCCCGUUCUUACAUCGUGAGAGUGAAUGGCGCAGAAUAUCGUCGGAACAGGCGGCAUAUUGUCCGGAUGCCACAACCACCACCUGAGCCAGACUUCGAGAUCCAACUGGAGGAUCCAGUCCAACAAAACCCAGAUGCUCAGCAACAGGGAGUGAGACAGUCUCAGCGAAUGAGGAAACCACCAGCAUGGCAGCAGGAUUACGUCAUGUACUAG
Messenger RNA from Patiria miniata (bat star), 2970 nucleotides. RefSeq lists its product as uncharacterized. The transcript has a single exon. Lineage: Eukaryota; Metazoa; Echinodermata; Asteroidea; Valvatida; Asterinidae. Bases 1 to 2970 code for a protein of 989 amino acids. The record is from RefSeq and is a predicted model, not a curated record. Gene Ontology annotation, molecular function: aspartic-type endopeptidase activity; nucleic acid binding. Gene Ontology annotation, biological process: DNA integration; proteolysis.